AUGAAGUCUAUUAUCCAAAUCGGAGGCGUCUGUGUCGUGGUCCUCGUUUUCUGCUGUCUGGAUUUUUCGGGGGCUGCGACGGGCACCUAUACUACUAGUCCUGGCACAACUACCUCAGAAGAAAACCCCAAAAACGUUUACGUUUCCAACCUCACGUAUUCGGCUGUCAGGAAGAUCCGUGUGGGCACCACCACCGCCAGCAGCAGUACACGGAGCUCCAAGUCCAAGAGCAACAGGAAACUGAACGCCAAGAAGGCGCAGGCCAAGAAGGUGCAGGCCAAACGGAGUCAGGCCAAGCGCUCCAGCAAUCGAAAGACCAAUGCCCGCCUGGUCAGGGGUUAAAUUCUUGUUAUCCCAUCCAAUUUUAAAGACAAUUGUUUAUUUUGAGCUCGUUCUAAACACAAAACACUUAAGUUUACCGUCUCGCAACGGGCGAAUUAAAUUAGAUAAAUACGUAA
Molecule: messenger RNA, 458 nt
Organism: Drosophila takahashii
Lineage: Eukaryota; Metazoa; Arthropoda; Insecta; Diptera; Drosophilidae
Source: RefSeq, a predicted model, not a curated record